CCUUUAAAGGAUAUACCGAGACGAGGGAUUCAGAGGGCAGAGGUGAGGUGGCCGAGGCGGGGCGAGCUCAUGUUCCCUUGCUCACUUCCUGUUCUUUCCCCCUCGUCGCCUUGUCCUCCGUCUUCGCCUCCUCGAUCUUCAAUCCUCAAUCCUCGAGCGCCUCUACGCCUGCACCCGCGCGUGACACUCAAAGAAUCCCGGCCAAAGGAGGGCGUCGUGCUCGAGCGCAAGCCCAUCACCCGCCGGCACCAAUCGUUACUUUGCUGCUCCUCUCCGCAACUCCGAGAAACGCGCCCUUCCUCGCCGAGCGUGAGUUGCUGUCGACCGGCGCCAUCUAUCAGUCACACGCACCGAACUGCGACUUGCGACCGUCGGGCGUUGACUGACCUGCACUACUACGCGCUGCACAUUCUGAUGAAUACACCUGCGCAGUUCACUGAACCCACUGACCACCGGGUCUGCCGGCACAGCUCUGCUCGGACCACGUUUCCCGGGGCGUUCAUCUCGCGCCUCGUCGCACACUUCGCACUCAUUCUCGCUCUCGCCCUCUCCCUCUUGUCUCGAGUUCCGGGACGGAACGCGAGCCAUUAUGCAAGGCUUCUACCGCCGAACGCCGCCCGUGUCCCCGUGCUCGUCGCACCCGGCGGCACGCACGCGCCACAAGCCUAGAACACGUCGACGCGGACGACGGUCCGCAUUCCAUGUGCUGGGG
Cutaneotrichosporon oleaginosum is the source of this 712-nucleotide messenger RNA. RefSeq lists its product as uncharacterized. The record is from RefSeq and is a predicted model, not a curated record. Lineage: Eukaryota; Fungi; Basidiomycota; Tremellomycetes; Trichosporonales; Trichosporonaceae.